CAGAAUUUUAGCAUGGCUAGUGUUUCUGAUGACGAUAUUAUUCGACGGCGCCUUCUGAUAGAAGGUGAUGGAGGUGGUGAUGACAGAAGAAUUGGAUCGCUCCUGAAGAUGUUUAUUAAAUGGUGCCAGGCUACAGAAUCGGAUGAGGAGAGCUACGCCACAUUCCAGAAGAUGAUGAUGAUAUUAGCUCAAUGUGACACGGCCAUGGAGAAGACGCUCUCUGUCUAUGAGAUGAAUCUCACGGAACAGAAGACAUACGAACAACUCAAUAACCAAAUUGAAAAGAGUAUAAAAGAAGCCUUUGAUAAAAUAAACGAAUGCAAAACGGAACUUCAGCAGGCGAAGAGAAUAAGAAAGAACCGACAAGAAUAUGACGCUCUGGCCAAGAUGAUCCAGCAGCAUCCAGACAGACAAGAUACAAUGAGGCAAUUGGAAGAACUUGAUAAAGAGAUGGAAAGUUUUAAAGCAACGAAACAGUCGCUGGAAGAAAAGCUUGAGAUGAGAAGAAAACAGUUCCAUGUUUUGAUUGCUGCUAUUCACGAAAUGCAGAGUAUACUUGACGGAGACGAUGAAACGUCCGAGGUCAAGGUUGAAAUGGACACGACUUAAUGUCAGAAAGAUAUGCAAAUUGUUUAACAUAUUUCAUGAUGUAUGUGAAUUUUAAUUGCCAGGACCAGAAUCACUGAUUAGAAAACAUGGGAAUAAAUCAAACUGCUAGGACAGAAUCACUGAUUAGAAAACAUGGGAAUAAAUCAAACUGCCAGGACUUGAAUGGCAGAUUAAGAAAUGUGGGUUUAAAUCAUGCAUUGUCCCCCUGCUUUUCAAUUGGCGUGCCCUGGGAAUUACUUAGGCACUAUCAGACCCAGUCGACUUGUGAACUUCGAUUCCAAGAGGCUUGCUACCAAGGUGAGGUUCCAAUCGGGAGGUAACCGCCCAAAGUGGCAGUAGUUCUUGACUGGUAACUGGUGGUCUGAAAGGAGUUAUGAGGUUACACAGACUUGGCUUAUAUUUGUAUCAAAUAUAUUUGUUUUGAAUAAAGUUUGUUGUCACAUUA
Lineus longissimus is the source of this 1054-nucleotide messenger RNA. RefSeq names its product THO complex subunit 7 homolog. NCBI's taxonomy places the organism in Eukaryota, Metazoa, Nemertea, Pilidiophora, Heteronemertea, Lineidae. Bases 13 to 609 code for a protein of 198 amino acids. Gene Ontology annotation, biological process: mRNA export from nucleus; mRNA processing. The transcript is spliced from 7 exons. Gene Ontology annotation, cellular component: THO complex part of transcription export complex. The record is from RefSeq and is a predicted model, not a curated record.